AUGGGUGGUGAUGGUGACGGUGAUGAGGGAAAGAGGUUUUUCGUGGCGGUUCACGUAGGUGCCGGUUACCACUCUCCUUCAAACGAAAAAGCGCUUAGGUCGGCCAUGAACCGCGCUUGUCUUGCUGCUGCUUCUGUUCUAUCCAAGGGUUCGGGACAGUGCUUAGAUGCUGUUGUAGCUGCCAUUCAAGUCUUGGAGGAUGAUCCAAGCACAAAUGCAGGGAGAGGGUCUAACUUGACGGAGGAUGGUAAUGUAGAAUGUGAUGCCAGUAUAAUGGAUGGAAAAUCUGGAGCUUUUGGGGCUGUUGGAGCAGUGCCAGGUGUACGAAAUGCUAUACAAAUUGCUGCUUUAUUGGCCAAAGAACAGAUGAUGGGAUCUCCGUUGUUGGGUCGAAUUCCUCCAAUCUUCUUGGUGGGUGAAGGGGCUCGCAAAUGGGCUACAUCUAAGGGCGUUGCAUUGCCACCAAGUAUAGAAGAGGCCAAUGAGUGGCUGGUGACAGAAAAGGCAAAAGCCCAAUGGACAAAGUACAAAUCUAUGGUUGAAGCUGCAAGAUCUAAGACACAGAACUCUCCUGAGGGUGAUUCUUCUGUCUGUCAAAGUACUGCAAUGCCAGAUUAUGCUAUGGAAGAUCGCGUACUGGACACAGUUGGGGUUAUUUGUGUAGAUACUGAGGGGCAUGUAGCAUCAGGGGCCUCCAGUGGUGGUAUUGCUCUGAAGAUUAGUGGACGAGUUGGGUUAGCAGCAAUGUUUGGUUCAGGUUGUUGGGCAUCAUCAAAAGGUCCCUUUGGGGCUCCAUUCAUGGCUGGCUGUUGUGUCUCUGGUGCAGGAGAGCACCUAAUGAAAGGAUUUGCAGCUAGGGAGUGCUUUGUUUCAUUGUCACUCUCACAGUCUGGUGCUGCCUCUGCCUGCACAAAAAUCUUACGCUCUGUUGCUGAGAAUAGCAGUCAAUGUGGUACUGAUAGCAGUGCGGGGAUCUUGGUUGUGCAGUCGGAUGCAUCUAUAACAGAUCAAGGAAAAUCAUCAAGGCUGAAAGGUGUAGAGAUUGCAGCUGCUUACUCUUCCUUGUCUUUUGGAGUAGGGUAUUUUGGAAGCUCUAUGGAACGGCCCAAGGUUUCAAUUCUUAGGAGUACAAAACAACAAAGUAGGACUGCAAUAGAUCAAUUUGGAGCACGAAUAGAUCUUUCAAAUGGAUAAUUGUUUUGGUAGCUGAUCAAAUUUCAUCAGUGCUGAAGAGUUGAAAUUCAUGACACCUGCAGCUAAAUUACAUGAUUAAAACUGCUUGAUUUUCCCACAAAUUUUUUAUUCUCCUUUAUUGCGCCGUGUAUUGAAGGACUGAAAUUAUGUAACUAUACUGGUGCAAAGCAAGUACAUAUCCAAUUAAGAAUCAGCUUAUCUAA
Messenger RNA from Gastrolobium bilobum, 1397 nucleotides. Its product is annotated as putative threonine aspartase. The record is from RefSeq and is a predicted model, not a curated record. Gene Ontology annotation, biological process: protein maturation. NCBI's taxonomy places the organism in Eukaryota, Viridiplantae, Streptophyta, Magnoliopsida, Fabales, Fabaceae. The transcript has 11 exons. Gene Ontology annotation, molecular function: threonine-type endopeptidase activity. Bases 1 to 1194 code for a protein of 397 amino acids.